UUCUUGCGCUUUCUAGCCUCCUCUCCACCUGUGAUCCUGUCUGCUCUGCUCCGCGAGUAAGCGUGGCGUCGUCGGGGCGGCGCUUCGCGUCGGAAUCCACCGCAGUCGCGGACUGGCUGCCGUCGCACGCCGGCGGCGGCCGCGGGGACGACCUCUCGCUGGGCUUCAAUGCCGGCGGCGCGGCCGCCGCGUCUGGCUCUUCGCUGGUGGCCGGGCUCUGGGGACCCGCGGCGUCGCGCCAGGCCGCCGCCGCGGCGCUCGGCUACGGGACGAUAAACGCCGCUGGUGACGUCGGGAUGGUGGUAGUCGCCCCCGGCCCCGCGGGCUCGUUCCACCACCAUAGGACUGCCGCGGCAGCCUCGGCCGCCAACGACCCUAUGUUCCCGCUCGUCGCCGCGGCACAGCGCGCCUUCGACACUGAUGCCGCCGCCAAGCCGGACGCAUCCGGCGGCGCCUUCCAGUUCUGGCAAGCGCAACCGGCGACGGCGGCCGCGGACGGUUCCACCGGCAAGAAGCCUCUCGCCAUGCUGGACUACGGCUGCAUCGGGGCUGGCUCCGGCUCCGGCUCCGGCUCCGGCACGGCGACGUGCAAGGACUGCGGUAAUCAGGCGAAGAGGGGCUGCGCGCACAACCGCUGCCGCACCUGCUGCAACAGCCGCGGCCUCGAGUGCGACACCCACGUCAGGAGCACCUGGGUGCCCGCCGCGCGCCGCCGCGAGCGUCUCCAGCUAGCCGGCGCCGGCGCCUCCCCUCCCCCCGCGCCCGCCGCAACCAAGAAACCCCGCCUACUCGCGUGCCAGACCACCACCGCCACCAACUCCCGCACCUCGACGUCCAACGCCACCACCCCUCGCAGCUUCGACACAUCCUCGAGCCACCAAGACGCGUCGUUCAAAGACAGCCUGCCGCGGCAGUUGCGCGGGCCGGCGGUGUUCCAGUGCGUGAGGGUGACGUCCGUCGACGACGGCCAGGCCGAGGUCGCGUACCAGGCGGCGGUGACCAUCAACGGCCACUUGUUCAGGGGGCUCCUGUACGACCAGGGCGCUGAGGUGGACGGCCACGCCACAAACGGCAGCGCCGCCGCCGUCCAUCUCGGCACCUCCGACCUCCAUCUCGGCAGCGCCUCGGCCGCGGCUCCCGACCUAUACGGCGGCGGCGGCGGCGGCCCGCUCAUCCUCGGCGGGCUGAGCUAUGGUAACACACCAUGAACUGAUGAAAAGCAACUCAUUGCAAAAUCGAGCAAGGGUACUAGCAAUGUUCUGUGUCCUUUCUUUCAGCUUUUUUAAGGCAAAACUAUAUAUCAUCUUCUGAACUUUAGUCUCAUUUAACUAUAAAUUCAGAUGUAUUUUACUCUGAAUUUUAUAAUAACACUCAAAUUUUAUUUUAAACUAUGAAAUCAAAUAUAUUUUACUUAAACUUUACAAUUUCAUUUUGAACUAUAAAAUCAGAUAUUUUACUCUAAAAUUUACAAUAUCAUUUAAAUUUUACUUUGAACUAUAAAAUCAAAUAUAUUAUACUUUAAAUUUUAUAAUACCAUUCAAAUAACAUUUUUACCGGUUUUGGAGAAUGGUUUUGCUUAUGUGAUGGGUAUGCAUGAAUUUUUUGCUUAAAGGGUAUACUGAUUUUGUCUAAUUCACCAUCCACCUCGUAUAGAUGUGGCAGCACAGAUCUUGACAGUAGUCUGUGUUAGCUUAGCGAGACAUCAAAUGAUGAUGAAGUAAUAUGAUCGAGCGAAUAUAUGAAAAAAUCACUUAGAAAAGAAAAUAAAAAUAAGAUUAAGUGAUGUAUAACAAGAUCCUGGCCACAGUUCGUGCUAGCUCAGAAUAAUGAUGAAGCAACAUGAUCAAGUUAAUACAUAGCAAAAUUAUUUUAAAAAAAAGUAUAAAAAUAAGAUUAAGUGACGUCCGUAUGGUUUAACCGCCGAUGUAGACUUGCCACAUAGGUAAAAUCACUCUCUAAAACUAGUUAGGGUGUUAUUUAAGUAGUAUUGUAAAGUUUAGAGUGAAAUAUAUUUAGUUUUAUAGUUUAGGAUAAAAUUUGAGUGGUAUUAUAAAGUUUAGAGUAAAAUAUAUCUGAUUUUAUAGUUUAUGGUAAAAUUUAAAUGAUAUUUUAAAGUUUAGAAUGAAAUUUGAAGAUUAGACUAAAAUCCAAGGGGUUAUAUAUAGUUUUUCUUUUUUUCAUCACUUAGUGCAUAGUAGUAUAGUACAGUUUCGUGUUGCUGGUGAAGCUGUCAUCAUGCCCAUGGGAUCCUAUGGAGCCUCUGUUACCGGAAGCAGGAAAGGGAAUAGUUAAGCAUUCACAGGCUAAUUUCGUGCACUGUCUGGCUUCUGUGUGGCUACUGAUCUCGUCCAGUUCGGGACGCAUGAAUUUCGCAGAAGGUUUUACCCUCUGGUACAAAUAAAUUUCUUGGAAUUCCCAUGGAACAUGUUUGGAACCCAGGAAUUUCACAUAAUUUUUAGUGACCCUUGAGAACGAAUUCCCUCGUUCAAAAUGGGCCUAAACUGUACCAUUUCCUGCAAGUAGAAUUCAUUUGAAAAAUGCCGCGGCGGAAACGGGGCUCUAGGAGCGAUACUACUGGUGAGUCGUGAUCUUUUGUCUGCUGAUGGAAUGGAAAAUUGAGGUUUUGGUUUGCCAGCUGAAAAGUUUGACUCUUCGAUGCUCCCCAUGCCAUGACUUCACUCACUCGUUGUCUCUUGCGUGCCUUGGCUUCCAAGUGCCUACUAUCUUCUUCACCUUCUUCAUCUACUACUACUUUCUUUCCCAGUUCUGUCUUGCGUGUUUUGUUUUGACAGCAUACUACUCCGUAGCUGCUAUCUUAUCCAUGCAUUGGAACUUGUAGCCGAGAGGACAAUGCUGAUAGGAUUUCUUGGUCUCAUUAUAAUACUCGUCUGAUUGGGAUUCAUUAUUGUAGAACAUACUGGCUGUGGUCAUUGCCGCCUGUGAGACAAUGUGGACAUGAUUACAGCUCUGGUCCGAUUUACACGUUAUUUUAGGUUGUUCGAUACUGUUUUCAGUUUUUUUCCCUAUGGUUAUAAAAAAGUAAAACUAUAGUGUCAAUAAACUAAUAAAGUACUUUGAUGAUGGAUCUGUUAAUACCGUGCAUGAAAUCUAAUUUUUUUUAUAUGUGAUCAUGGCAGAUUUUCUUAAGUUCAACACUUGUCUAUUUUGAGCUUCUUCUAAUCUUAUUGCAAGCCCGUAUCUAUCCCUCCUACCGAAUCUCAUAAAGAACUGAAAAGAUGUGAAAAGAAAGAAAGUCCUGUUGAUGCACAGGACUGUACUGGUUGCAUGGAGAAUCAUGUCCAUGGACAUUUGGGUCCUCUUUUUUGGUUGGAGUAGUAAUUUAGCUUGCUGUUUCUCACCUAAUUGUGUCUUGUCCAAUGAGCGAGUGAUCAUGCAGCACAUCCAAAUCUUUGGGUCACAUGUUUGUGUUAUGGGGGAGCCGGUACUCGGUAGGGAUGGAUGGAAAAUUCUUCUCUCCGUGUGACAGUAUGGGGCUUGAUGUUUCUGGUCAAAUGCUAUCUUGUCAAUUGUCAUAGUCAGACACAGAGCUGGUAUUAAGCAUUAUUCAAUGUGUGUUGAUGAGGGCUAAGCUCUUGGUCCAUGCCACGGUGCUGCGCCCUGCCUAGUUUCAGGAAGCACGGAUACUGUUGAGGGUGCUUCUUUAUUUGAUGCAAUGGAGCAGCUGGUGCGGUGUCACUCUUGAUCUCCAUGCUGUGCAUGUCUUAUCCGUUGACUAAUGCUUGUUUAACUUCCUUCGCUGCUUCGGUACAUCUCUUUAAUAAAAUUUUACAAAUCUUAAAACAAAUUAGAUAAUAUAAGAUCGGCAAAUCUCCACCGACAUAAAUGAAUAAAUCAAAUUAAAAAUUAGAUAUAGUUAUAUGUUUGAAUAUUACGAUGGGGGAAUUGUUUUAUUUGGUUUGUUUUUUAGAUGCAUACAAAUUUGUUCAAUCCUAUUAUUAUCUAUGUUGCUCUAAAUUUAGUAAACUUUACAAAAAGAGGUAAAUCAAAGCCAUGAAUAAUUUAACUCCUAGCUCUAGGCUUGUUAAUCUUCCUGCAUGAUUGAGUGAUCAAUAUGCUAGCUAAUAAGCUGUGUAAUGCCUAAUAAAGCUCUGAGGAAAUGUGUUCGCCUUGCUUUUUGAAUGCAGACAUGUGUACCAUUCAACAAACUGCACUGAUUUCAUUUUCUUCUUACGCUCUUGCAUACGCUGUUGCAACCUUUUUCUAAAAUCUAUAUGCCAUCUUUAAAAUGUAUGUUCAGUAAUUGUACUGUACUCUUUUGUCAAACCAUGUAUUGUGUGUUCGUUACCAAGUUAUGAAAUUAAUUGCACCUUUUGUUUUGGUUUGAAACUUGUUAUUCUUUGCAUCAUUAUUCAUAUGGUGGUAGUUCCUAUGAUUAAACACUUCGGCUGUUUAUAAAAUUUAGCCUGUAGCCAGAGCACAGUGUGCAGUUAUGGCUUUUCACCAUCAUUCCAACCAAUGUCUAUAGCAAGCAAUGUAUCAUGUUUCAAGUGAGAAUAAGGUAAAUUAUGAGGUAACUAUCUGUUUAUGCACCAGUACUGCUAUAGCAGCAUUAAGUAAUAUGUCUUAUGCACCACUGGCAGGGAUAACUGGAAUAAUUCAUAACAAUGUAGUAUACAUGGCUUCUGCUGACCCCAAUAAUGCUAGCAUAGAAUUCAUCUUCUCAUUUCUUAACAUAAAUGUAUCCCAUAUGUUCACAUUACUUGCCAAAUUAUGCUUUCUCUAAGCAAAUUGCACGCUCUCUUCUGAAGUAAUAUGAUGCAAAAACGUCUGUUCCAUUUGCCUUUCUUGUUGCAUGCUUCUCCAUUAUACUUGCUUGCAAAUUGCACGGAGAUCAUAUUCUUCUUUCUUAUUUGAUUGUUAUUAUAACAUUCAUAUGCCAAGUUUCAUAUGUCUAUUACAGUAGUCAAACUAUGGAUGCUUGAAUGCUACUUUAAAUAUGUUUCCUUGAAAACAUAUUGUUCUAUUAUUCAAUAAUAAUUUGGAUAAGCACCUUGCAAUGAAGCAAUAUUUGGUGGCACCAAUAUCUAAGCUCUGUUAAAUUUCUUCAAUUCCUUUCUAAAAAUAAUGCAGAACUGAUUAUCACUUGGUUGUAAAAAUUAAUACUCCAUCCGAUUCAAAAUGUAUGUUGUUUUAGGAUUCCUGCUAGCCAAACUUUUUUAACUUUGACCAUCAAUACAUAAAUAAUUACUUAGAUUGACAAUGUAAGAUAGAUAUUAUUAGAUUCAUCACGAAAAGUGCUUUCAUAAUAUCUAAUUAUCUUUAUUUGAAAUGUCAUUUUUUCAUAAAAAUUCCUAGUCAAAGUGUCACCUUAUAGACUGUAUCGAUGUCCUAAACGUCAUACAUUUUGAAUUGGAAGGAGUACUGGAUUGUUUGGUGGAGAAAGCAAAAAUUUGGCAUAAUUUGCCAAAAGGAAAACAGUGAAUAUUCUAAAGAUACUGUUUUUCUCAUUGUUACAAGAUUUGUAUUGUUGAUUUUGAUUCAGGAGUACUGGUGAGUUUGGUGGAGAAAGCAAAAACUUGGCAUAGUUUGCCAAAAGGAAAACAGUGAAUAUUCUAUAGAUACUGUUUUUCUCAUUGUUACAAGAUUUGUAUUGUUGGCUUGUACAUGACUGUAAAAGCAUUUUCCAACCAUAGGCGUUUAGCUUCAUAAUUCCCUCCUGUUGGUGUACUUUGUCCUUGAAAUAUCUACAAAUGAGUAAUCAGAAUUCAAUUUCAUGAA
Molecule: messenger RNA, 5739 nt
Organism: Phragmites australis (common reed)
Lineage: Eukaryota; Viridiplantae; Streptophyta; Magnoliopsida; Poales; Poaceae
Product: protein LATERAL ROOT PRIMORDIUM 1-like
Exons: 2
Coding region: 297-1208 (303 amino acids)
Biological process (GO): positive regulation of DNA-templated transcription
Cellular component (GO): nucleus
Molecular function (GO): DNA binding; DNA-binding transcription factor activity
Source: RefSeq, a predicted model, not a curated record